GACAACACUGGAAAUAAUCAGCUGUUUGCAACGCGCAAGUAGAAAUUCUGCUGUUGAAAAGAUUUAAAUUAACAAAAAACUUAGCAAAACAGCCAUGGCGGAUGAUGCAGAAGAACCGGCCAAGAGCUUUGUCAUAUUUGGGCGCGAUGUUUCUCAGAUUCCAUGCUUUCGUAACAGUUUUCUUUAUGGCAUAAGCGGCGGGAUAGGCGUCGGUGUGUUGGCGUUCCUAGGCUCCUCCCGCCCACAUCUCUCCACACAUAUCGGCUUUGGUUCGUUUUUCUGUGGGACGAUUGUCUACUGGAUGGCCUGCAGAUAUCAUUGGUCAACGCGACGUUUUGAGCAACAGCAACUGCAAGAGGCAAUGCGUCGCCAGGCGUUGUAUGAGGGCACAAAAGUUGAACGCGAAUUGGAUCUAAAGUCUGCGUAGCACUCUUCUGAAAUCUAGAUAAAUGCAUAGGUCAUUGAACUGUGCAAAUAAUGAGAUGCUUAGUAGCUAUUCAAAUAAUCAGCACAGUAUAUAAUAUGAACAUAUGUAAAAAUAUGCAAAAUUUGAUAAGAUUAACGUUUUAGAUGUAUGUAUUUGUAUAUGCCAAAUGUACUUGACACCUUUAUUUUAAUGCUUAAGAUCAAUAUUAUGAACUACAACACCUUGCUCUAUAUAUACUAAA
Messenger RNA from Drosophila grimshawi, 668 nucleotides. RefSeq names its product cytochrome c oxidase assembly protein COX20, mitochondrial (gene l(3)87Df). Gene Ontology annotation, biological process: mitochondrial respiratory chain complex IV assembly. Bases 95 to 427 code for a protein of 110 amino acids. The transcript has 3 exons. NCBI's taxonomy places the organism in Eukaryota, Metazoa, Arthropoda, Insecta, Diptera, Drosophilidae. Gene Ontology annotation, cellular component: mitochondrial inner membrane; mitochondrion. The record is from RefSeq and is a predicted model, not a curated record.